This is a messenger RNA of Atta colombica, 2156 nucleotides long. RefSeq names its product paired box protein Pax-6-like (gene toy). NCBI's taxonomy places the organism in Eukaryota, Metazoa, Arthropoda, Insecta, Hymenoptera, Formicidae. Gene Ontology annotation, molecular function: DNA-binding transcription factor activity, RNA polymerase II-specific; RNA polymerase II cis-regulatory region sequence-specific DNA binding. The transcript is spliced from 10 exons. Bases 1 to 1914 code for a protein of 637 amino acids. The record is from RefSeq and is a predicted model, not a curated record. Gene Ontology annotation, biological process: regulation of transcription by RNA polymerase II; anatomical structure development.
AUGGCGUUGUUAACGCCCGAGUACCUCAUUAUGAUCGCGAAAAAAGCUGUCGAUUACAAGCGGAAUGCAUCGGGCUUAUUUAACGAAAGAAAAAAGAGAGAGAGGGAGGGAAGGAGAGCGUUUCCUCUUCCUUCGGUUCUCCAUAAAAACCCCAGAAGCUAUUUGGAAUCAAACGGCCGAUUCACGAGAACGUUUUAUUUCGUUCUCGUCGCUACACGAGAUUUGUUAAUGGUUAUGGGUUCCGCGCGUUGGUUACGGGCUCUGGAUCGAAUCUCGCGCGUGCCAGAGCACGGAGGCUGCGGAGAUUACCUGCCUCCGCUUCCAAGGGGAUAUUCUGGUGAGGUGACGUAUACGUUGCGCGCGUUUUGGUUCACAGAGGAGGACUUGAUGCACGGGGGUGGCGCGGGUAUUGGCGGGGGUUCUAUGGUCGGACAGAACUCAAUAUUUGGGUGCUCGGCUGCAGGACACAGCGGGGUUAACCAGCUCGGCGGCGUUUACGUCAACGGCCGACCACUGCCGGACUCCACGAGGCAGAAGAUCGUCGAGCUGGCUCACAGCGGUGCUAGACCGUGCGACAUAUCGCGCAUACUGCAAGUCAGCAAUGGAUGCGUCUCCAAAAUCCUCGGCAGGUAUUACGAGACUGGUUCAAUCAAGCCGCGGGCAAUCGGCGGUAGCAAGCCGCGAGUGGCAACAACGCCUGUGGUCAACAAAAUUGCCGACUACAAAAGAGAAUGUCCCUCGAUCUUCGCCUGGGAGAUUCGCGAUCGACUUUUGCAGGAGGGCGUUUGCAAUAACGACAAUAUACCCAGCGUGUCGUCCAUUAACAGGGUUCUCAGGAACUUGGCUUCGCAGAAGGAGCAACAGGCGGCCGCGGUGCAAGCGCAUCAGGGUGCCGAGAGUGUCUACGACAAGUUGAGAAUGUUUAACGGGCAGGCAGCAGGUUGGCCACCAGCAUGGUAUUCAGCAACACCUCCCCAUCAUCCUCUAGCCACGGGAAUUCCAACUGCGGCGACUCCUGGAUCCGGUCAGACUCUUCUGCCCGGUAGUCAGCUUCACGGCCGUGACGAUUCUUUGCUAAAGCGAAGCGACACCGGGUCUCUAUUGUCGCAUCAGCAGGAGACAACUUCGGACGGUAAUUCGGAGCACAACUCCUCUGGCGACGAGGAUUCGCAAGUGCGGCUGAGGCUGAAGAGGAAAUUGCAGCGCAACCGAACUUCCUUCUCUAACGAGCAGAUAGACAGCCUCGAGAAAGAAUUCGAGCGGACACAUUACCCGGACGUGUUUGCACGGGAGCGUCUCGCCGAGAAGAUCGGAUUACCUGAGGCACGUAUCCAGGUGUGGUUCAGUAAUCGCAGAGCGAAGUGGCGUCGAGAGGAGAAAUUACGGAACCAGAGGAGGGCCGCCGUCGAUCAGGUGGUCGCCGGUGGCAGCGGCGGGGGUAGCAGCGGCACCGCGCCUCCCGCGGCCACCCCUGCUACGCCACGGUUACCCUUAAAUGCUGGAUUCAACGCCAUGUACUCAUCGAUACCGCAACCGAUUGCCACUAUGCCCGACACGUACAGCUCGAUGUCAAGCAGCCUGGGCGGGUCAAUGGGUGGAAGCUGUCUUCAGCAACGCGCUGAGGGCUACCCGGCGUACGUGUUUCACGAGCCUCUCCAUUCGCUCACGCAGUCUUACUCUCACGCGCACAGCGCGGCCGCGGCCGCGCACUCGCAACCGCAUCGCGGCAUCCCGACGUCUCACGGUGGCACCCCCACGACUCCAGGGGGACAACCCGCCGGACCAGGUGGAGCACCUUAUCAGCCGACAACCUCGACCGCAACCGGAGUGAUAUCAGCCGGCGUCUCGGUGCCGGUGCAAAUUCCCUCGCAGACCCCGGACCUGGCAGGCAACUAUUGGCCGAGGCUCCAGUGAUCCCAGCUCUUCGGGUUCCCGCCCGCGAGUUUGCUCGUAGGCCAGGAGAGCCCGCCGCCGCCGAGCGCCACCCCGGGUGCGGUGCCACGACCGCUCCUCGCUUCCCUCGGGAUACCGACGCAGUCGACGCAGCAUCAGGCCCCCAGCACACCGGCGACCACCCCCGUGCACAACUCCGACACCAGUGAGUGAAACGACUGAAUUUCCGUGAUCCGUGCACCGUCGCGCAAGUGUCAUCCCAU